Phragmites australis (common reed) is the source of this 1928-nucleotide messenger RNA. RefSeq names its product probable glycerol-3-phosphate acyltransferase 3. The record is from RefSeq and is a predicted model, not a curated record. The coding region runs from base 157 to 1785 and encodes 542 amino acids. Gene Ontology annotation, molecular function: phosphatase activity; glycerol-3-phosphate 2-O-acyltransferase activity. The transcript is spliced from 2 exons. Gene Ontology annotation, biological process: cutin biosynthetic process. Lineage: Eukaryota; Viridiplantae; Streptophyta; Magnoliopsida; Poales; Poaceae. Gene Ontology annotation, cellular component: membrane.
AAUAGGCCAGCCCUACCGUGUGGGCUUGUGGCUCCUGAUCAGCAGAUGCAAACGCCCAUCGAAGCGAGAAGACAACCACAUGCAACAACUAGACGGAGACUAGGGCGCGCGCUCGAAGGCAAGAGGUAGCUACCCAGCCAGCUGGUAUAGCUAGCCAUGGCCAUGAAGCCAUCAUCAUUGUCCAAGCCAUUCCUCGCCUUGUUCUUCUUCCUCGUGAGGAGGCUCGUAGGCCGGCACCACCGCGGCACGAUGGCCGUGACGAAGCCGAGCCCUCCACCACCGCCGCUGGACAAGCUGCGUGGCAAGACCUUGGUGGUCGACGUGGAGGGGUGGAUCCUGCGGCCGCCGGUUUCCGCCUUCCCGUACUUCAUGCUCGUCGCAGUGGAGGCCGGCGGGUUCCUCCGGGGGCUGCUCCUGCUGCUGCUCUACCCGCUGCUGUGCCUCCUCAGCGACGUAGCGCGGGCGAGGGCCAUGGCCACGGUGGCUCUCGUCGGGCUGGAGGAGAAGGAGGUGGCCAGGGUCGGCAGGGCGGUGCUGCCCAAGUUCUUCCUGGAGGCCGCGGCGGCGGAGGGUGUGGCUGUGGUGCAGGCGGCGGCGCGGGUGGUGGCGGUGAGCGCGACGUUCCCGAGGGUGAUGGUGGACGAGUUCUUGAAGGAGUACGUCGGCGUGGACGCCGUCGUGGGGCCGGAGGUGAGGUCGGUCGGUGGGGUCCUCGCCGGGCUGGUGGGCGAGGAGGACGCGGCCGAGAUAGCAGCGAAAAGGCUCCGAGUCCUGUUCGGCGCCGAGGUGGAGGUGGCGGGAAAGGACAACGGCGCCGUGGGGCUCGUCGGAGCGGCGAGCAGCGGUGGGGUGCACUACCUUUUCUCUUCUUACUAUUGCAAGGAAACUUUCGCUGUGAGCGAGGCUGACACGCGGGGAUGGCGACCGCUGCAGUGGGACAAGUACCCGAGGCCCCUCGUCUUCCACGACGGCCGUCUCGCCUUCGCGCCGACGCCGCGCGCCGCCCUCGCCAUGUACACCUUCCUCCCCUUCGGCAUCGCGCUCGUCGCCUUCCGCAUCAUCGCCUUCUCCUUCCUUCCGUACCGCGUCUGCUUCCCCGUGGCCGCGCUCACCGGCUUUCACUACCGCCUCGUAGGCGGCCACGGGCCGGGCUCGCGCCAAGGCCAGGGUGGCGGCGGCGACGGUGGCGGCCGCCUCUACGUGUGCAACCACCGCACGCUCCUGGACCCGAUCAUCGUGGCCGCGGCGCUCGGGAAGCCGGUCACCGCGGUGACGUACAGCCUGAGCCCGGUGUCCGAGAUGAUCGCGCCGAUUCGCACGGCGCGGCUGACGCGGGACCGGGAGAAGGAUCGGCGCAACAUGGGUGCGCUGCUGGCGCGCGGCGACCUGGUGGUGUGCCCCGAGGGGACGACGUGCCGGGAGGAGUACCUGCUCCGGUUCAGCCCGCUGUUCGCCGAGCUCGGCGCCGACGCGAACCCCGUCGCACUGGACACGCGCGUCGACAUGUUCUACGGCACCUCGACGAAGCCGGGGGCCAAGUGGAUGGACCCCUUCUACUUCAUGUUGAACCCGAGGCCGGCUUACAGGGUCGAGUUCUUGCCGCACGCCGCAACAUCGCCAGUGGAGAACGGCGGUCGCGGCGACAGCAUCGACGUGGCGAACCAGGUGCAGCGCGAGCUCGGCAAGGUGCUCGGGUUCGAGCUCACCGGGCUGACAAGGAAGGACAAGUACAUGAUGCUCGCUGGCAACGAAGGCGUCGUGCCGGCCGCGCCAAACAAGUACUGACGCUGUCCGAGUACAUAUGCUUUGGUAUCAUGCGUUUUUCAAGUGAUGAGCGGCCGAUGACUUCCCUAUGCGCGCCUCUUAUGGUACAAUGGUGUAUGAAAAAAUAUUAAGCUCGGAAGAGUGUAUAGUGUUGCGAAUUAUAA